GUGGUCAGGCGGUGGGCGUGGCCGUGGUGAUGGGCGUGGCCCGUGAAAGGGGCGUGGCCUCACGGGGGCGCGGGCAACGGGGAUCCCCGCCCCCCCAAGAUGGCGGCGCCUGAGGCGUUGGCUGGAGGCUCCCGUAACAGGCCCAGGCAUCGCCCUGACCUGCCGCCUCCUCUCCUCUGCUCUGUGUUUGUUUAAAAUAAACCCCCUGCAGCCACACUUAGGAAUCUGUCGGGUCUGCGAGCCCCGGCUGGCAUCGUUUCAGCGCAAACGAUAGUCGCACCUCUCUCGCGAGCAGCGAGCUGAGCCUGAGGGUUGGCUGAGGGAGGUGUUGCAUAGCAAAAAUAAAAGUUUGUUUUAUGCCUGCGUUUUUCUGUAAGCUCCCAGCCUGCUGUGAGCUGCUGUGUUCUGUGUUACACACAGUAACUUUGAGCACUCUGGGGAAACUUAAAAGGAGUGGAGGAACAGGAGAAAGGGAACGGCUUCCCACUGAUAGGGAGCAGGGUUAGGUGGGGGAUUGAGAAUAAAUCGUUCCCUGCGAGCCCCUGGCACCGGCUGCCCAGAGGAGCUGUGGUGUCUAAUCCCUGGCAGUGUCCAAGGCCAGGCUGGACAGGGCUUGGAGCAACCUGGGAUAGUGGAAGGUGUCCCUGCCCAUGGCAGGGGGUGGAAUGAGAUGAACUUUAAGGUCUUAAAACGCCAUUUUCUCCACAAAACCCUUGAGUGCUUUCCAGGGCCGCUGUCUGUGUACCCUCCAGAGCCUGCAGAAAUGUACUGAAUGCGACUACAGAAAUGAAUGAAAUGGGCAGGGCAAUUUGGAAUUGCUUGUAAGUAUUUGGAGGAGCAGCAAGUGUUGUCACUGAUAAGGACCAAGUGACAACUUUUUUACUAUCAGAGAGGUACAUGGCGAGUUUUAAGUCCCGUGUUGUGACAAACUGUACCAGUUUGGGUACAAACCGAGUACCCAGACUGGUCCAAAGCCAGUACCUCUUAAAAACAAGGCUGGGAAGAGAGCGUGCAAGAGGCAGCUGGAAUUGUGCUGCUGCACAGGCAUUGCCAGUUUCAGUCAAACACAGCGUUUUAAAGGCAGAAGCACGUCUGGAGUGAAGCAGAAAGCAGCUGCUGCGAGUCAGGCACGGCGUGGCUCCGUGCAGGAGCUGGCAGUCCCACAGCCUUCCAGGUUUUAUGGGGCAGCAGGGCUCCUGUGCUUGUGCUCCUGGAAACAAGGAGUGGGGGGAAAGGAAAGAAACCCCGCCUUUUAUGACCCUGGGGAGCUGGACAAGCGCCAGGGCAGCUAAAGGCCGGUGAGUUCAGGCCAGCAAUCUGUAGCUCUGGAUGAGUUCCCAGGGGAAUUCCGAGGGGUCGGAGCGGGGGUUACCGUCAGUUUCGGGGUGUGACAGCUCUGUGCCCGUCCCCACGGUGGGUGCAGGCAGCUCUCCCACACACUCAGGGCAGCCUGGACGCUCUGGGGCAGCGGAGGCGGCUUCAUCCUGCCCCCAUCCGUCCUCGGGGACGUGUGGCUGCUGGCUCUGCGCCCCGGGGAACUCCGAGACGCCCGUCCUUCCUAACUCAGGCUCUGCUCUUUGUCCUCCCAGGCUGGGCCGGGGUGCAAUGGCAGCCUCCUCCUCAUCCUCCUCGGCCGGAGGGGUGAGUGGCAGCUCCGUGACAGGCUCGGGGUUCAGCGUCUCGGACCUGGCGCCGCCCCGGAAAGCCCUCUUCACUUAUCCCAAAGGAGCCGGGGAGAUGCUGGAAGAUGGCUCUGAGAGGUUCCUCUGCGAGUCAGUGUUCAGCUUCCAGGUGGCAUCGACGCUGAAGCAGGUGAAGCACGAUCAACAAGUCGCAAGGAUGGAAAAACUUGCCGGUCUGGUGGAAGAGCUGGAGGCAGAUGAGUGGAGGUACAAGCCAAUAGAGCAGCUCCUGGGAUUCACUCCCUCCUCGGGCUGAGCGUGUCUGGAUCGCUGCUGUCAGGGAGCAGAAGAAAAACAUUCCCUGGCCAGGCUUCAAAACACCCCCCAUCAUUUAUCAGAUGCUAACAGCUGCAUCGGCACGAUGGGGCUUUGGGUUUUUUUGAGAGUGGGGAUCCCCCGUGAAGCUGCCAAUAAACGGAAAUGACGGGAUUCUCUAGGUCCUUACAGGCUGGCAGGGCUUGGUUUCUGUAACUUAGAAGGCAGGAUGAGCUGUGCAGCCCUCGGAGAAUCUCCGUGUUGUUUACAGAGGAGGGCACGGGGACAGCGUGGCUGCGGGGUUCCCGCUGGAGCGCAGCCGGGGCGCCGGGUCAGCGGGGAAACCCUCUGCAGCGAGUGCCAGGAGCGCUCCUCAGCCCCGGCUGUCGUGCUGGGGGAUGGGCACAAACUGUCCUGGGGUCGGGUGAGGGGCCAGGCGGUGUCACCUGCUCCAGCAGUGCCUCAGCCACUGCCCGAGCCGUUCCCCCUCCAUCGCCGUUCCUCUGGUAGCGCUGGCAGAAUGCUGCUCUGUCUGUAAUACCCUGAAACUUGGUCCUCUUUGUUCUGUAUUAGAUUUCUCUGUGACAAUAAAACGACUCGGAAACUCUUUACCUGGUCUGAUGAGGGAAACAUUCGGUUGUUUGGGAGCUAAGGAGGUUUAGUGAAGCUCAGAAGCAGAUCGACUGUCGUGGUGGUAGACUGGAGUUCAACGUGAGAGGAACCAAACCAUGCUCAAAAGUGUCUUGAUUUAAGCCAGAUUUUAAUCUUGGUUUAAUCCAGCCAGAGGAGAAGACCUUGGUUUAAAACCAUCCAUUUUAAUCAUCUUGUUUUUCGGUUGUACUUCACUUCUGUUCUUGGAGGGAACUGGAUUUCCAUGUUCUGGCGUAACCAUUUCAACAUGUUGAUUUUCCAUGGAUGAGAGCCUUCACCCCACGGCUCUGCUGGCCAGCAGGGGGUAGGAGCAGCACCGUAUGCAAGCAAUUAUUUGAUUUACUGCUCCAGAUGCCUAAUUUUUCCAUUUUCAACAUCUUACUUACGAGAUGAUUGUG
Ficedula albicollis (Collared flycatcher) is the source of this 2986-nucleotide messenger RNA. RefSeq names its product anaphase promoting complex subunit 16 (gene ANAPC16). Gene Ontology annotation, cellular component: anaphase-promoting complex; kinetochore; cytosol. The transcript has 3 exons. Gene Ontology annotation, biological process: protein ubiquitination. The record is from RefSeq and is a predicted model, not a curated record. The coding region runs from base 1330 to 1938 and encodes 202 amino acids. Lineage: Eukaryota; Metazoa; Chordata; Aves; Passeriformes; Muscicapidae.